Botrytis sinoallii is the source of this 1079-nucleotide messenger RNA. RefSeq lists its product as uncharacterized. Bases 130 to 858 code for a protein of 242 amino acids. The transcript has 3 exons. NCBI's taxonomy places the organism in Eukaryota, Fungi, Ascomycota, Leotiomycetes, Helotiales, Sclerotiniaceae. The record is from RefSeq and is a predicted model, not a curated record.
CUUCAGCUUCAACACCAACUUCAAAUCCAACUUCAACUUCAUUCCUUCUACAGACUUUCCAGCAGAUCUGCAAUAAAAUAAAACUACCAAAUCGACUCCUCUCGAGACUACAAUCAAAUCUUCGCUAAUAUGCACGCCAUUGCCAUCUCAACCUUUGCCGCUGCCCUUAUGGGUACUGUUGUUACUGCUCAGACAACUACUGUAACAGAUUUGUUCCUUGUUGGAUUCGACUAUGGUUACAACAGUUCUGAACAAGCUCCAUACGUUGGUUCUGUUAUUGCUUCCGACGCUACUGCUACCACCUACUCCAUUGCCUGUGGUUCUAAAACCGCUGCUCCAGCUACCACUUCUUCCUACUACGACGACAGCUACGAUUGUGGUGUUCCUCCUAACUUCACCUUUACGCAAGGCCCUUCAACAAUCGCUUAUACCUACACAAUUGGCGAUGCCGAAGACUUUGCCGUCACGGACAGUGCUUCCGGCUCAUCAUACCCAACCGGUGAAGCUACAAUGACACUUGGCUGCGUCCUCUCCGGUAGUUCUACUGGAGUCUGUAGCUACACCGAACUUGAAGCCGCAGCAUCAACAACCUUUUCCUCCGUCGAUACUACAACCAUCAGUAGCACCGAGUACGCCGAUAUUUUUACCGCUGUUCCCGUCACCAUCACCGCUGGUCCAGCAACCACUACCGGCUCCGCAUCUGGUGCCUCCGCUUCUGCUUCGAAAUCUGCUGCAGGAUCUGCCGCGGGAUCUGCUUCGGGAUCUGCUAUUUCUACCGGAGGUAUGCCUAUGAUUACCGCCAAGGCACAAUGGGUUGUUGGUGGUGCUGCUGCUGCCAUGGUUAUGGCUGCUUUGUGAUUGUUGUGAUUACUAGGCACUGAUCACGGUAGUAUGAGAGAAUUCGAAUGUAAAAUAAUUGAAUGUAUUAUGCGCCCAUGGUGUAAUGGUUGAUUUGGAGAUUCAUGUGCAUAUAUACCUUCUAGGGAGAUGGAGUUAUCUUUUAAAAAAAUACUGGUAGCAUGAUAUCAUGAUUCUAUAGCGUUAAGUAAUGAAAAUAAAUAUUAAUACAUUUUAUAAUU